This is a messenger RNA of Zalophus californianus (California sea lion), 717 nucleotides long. It is a transcript of the gene FABP4, whose product is annotated as fatty acid binding protein 4. Gene Ontology annotation, biological process: fatty acid transport. The record is from RefSeq and is a predicted model, not a curated record. The coding region runs from base 85 to 552 and encodes 155 amino acids. NCBI's taxonomy places the organism in Eukaryota, Metazoa, Chordata, Mammalia, Carnivora, Otariidae. Gene Ontology annotation, molecular function: fatty acid binding. The transcript is spliced from 4 exons. Gene Ontology annotation, cellular component: cytosol; nucleus.
UCUGGACUCAAGAAGGUCAUAGCACCUUCCUGAGAGCCACAGCUCUUUUUCUCAUCUUGAAGAUAAUUCUAGAAAGCUCAUAAAAUGUGUGAUGCCUUUGUUGGUACCUGGAAACUUAGCUCCAGUGAAAACUUUGAUGAUUACAUGAAAGAAGUGGGAGUGGGCUUUGCCACCAGGAAAGUGGCUGGCAUGGCCAAACCCAACAUGAUCAUCAGUGUGAAUGGGGAUGUGAUCACCAUUAAAUCAGAAAGUACCUUUAAAAAUACUGAGGUUUCCUUCAAACUGGGCCAGGAAUUUGAUGAAGUUACUGCAGAUGACAGAAAAGUCAAGGUGGUGUAUUUUUUAUUUUAUUUUCCUCUACCAUAUACCAAUGGUAAUAAUUUUUUACUAUGCUCACAGAGCAUCAUAACGUUAGAUGGAGGAGUCCUGGUACAGGUGCAGAAGUGGGAUGGAAAAUCAACCACCAUAAAGAGAAAACGAGUGGAUGACAAACUGGUGGUGGAAUGUGUCAUGAAAGGCGUCACUUCUACCAGAAUUUAUGAGAGAGCAUAAGUCAAGGGACAUGGAGCUGAAGUUUGCAUCGAACUUCUGUUGGCUAUAUUGUCCAAACAUGUAUUGUUAUUUCCUACUAAUUAGCAAGCGACUAAUUUUCCCCAAACUGAUUUUAUUCAAUGUGGAUGUGUUCAUUAAAUAAAACUUUUUAGAUUUAGAAGGUGA